AUGGACGUCAAGAAGAAGCAUGCAAGUGUGACGCCGCUUGUUGAGGUUGUCGGAAAUGUAUUCGGAUACGCGGAGAAGUUGGUGGCCGGUGUCGUGAUGCCUGCGAAAGCCGUGUUGAUGAUGGGGGAGAAGAAAUCGGAUGGUGAGGAAGAUUUAGCGUGGGGACGUGUGUUUGAAGUUGGAUACUUAUGGGUACUUUUAGAAGAAACUCGCGAGGACGAUUGCGUUACCGCGAAUAAUAUGUUCGCCGAUCCUGUCGUGUGGCCUUUAGCAGAUUACCACACCCUUUUUAUUCUCAGUUUACCUUGCUCUGAGGGACACGGAAAUAUCAAGAGAAGCCGGAUUUCUGAGUUUCUCGACGUUGAGAAGCGCCUGUUAGUAUGGAUUAAACAAACCCUCGAUAAGAACAUUCCCAUAGAUGGACCACUGCUGAAACAAAAAUCUAAAGACUUCGCUACAAAAUUAAGAAUCCAAAAUUUUUCAGCUAGUAACGGCUGGCUCGAGGGUUUUAAAAAACGCAAUGAUAUAAAUUUCAAAAAAUCAGCCGGAGAAAGUAAAUCUGUGGAUCAGGGAGUAUGCAACCAAUGGAUUGAAGAUUUGCCGAGUCUUUUAGAAGGAUACGAUUCAAACGAUAUUUAUAACGCCCAUGAAACUGCUUUGUUCUUCAAAUGUAUGCCAGAUAAAACAUUCAUUUUCAAGGGCGAAAAAUGUCACGGAGGAAAACAAAGCAAGGAACGCCUUACUAUUCUUCAAUGUGUUAACAUGACCGGUACAGACAAACUCCCACUUCUAAUCAUUGGGAAAUCUAAGCGACUAAGAUGCUUUAAAGGUGUCAAGACUCUACCCGUUGAUUAUGCGAGUAAUACAAAAGCUUGGAUGAGUAAGGAAUUGUUCAAAGAUUGGCAAAUGAAGAACAACCGAAAAAAAAUUGUGCUUUUUAUUGACAACUGCACGGGCCCCGUGUGCCCUUAUGGUAAAGACGGUACUGUCAAUACCACCAGUAAGCUUCAACCUUUAGAUCAAGGUAUCAUUCGCACAUUCAAACGGAUUUAUCACAGAGAAGUCGUAAAGCAUACGCUUACCUGCUUCGAAGAAAACAUUAACCCCGAAAUUAAUGUACUUUUGGCCAAGUUCGCAAGAAGAGCAUGGUAUACAGUAUGUGACGUAACUGUCAAAAACUGCUUCAAGCAUGCUGGGUUCAGUAUAGGUCCAGCUGAACAAGACUUUCUGACCGAGCAAAAUAAGGCUGAACAUGAAAAGGAGCUUGAAGUUGGACCUAGCAAUGAUGAAUGGGCCAAGCUCGUGUACCACGAUACUACUGGUAAUGUGUCAACGCAAACCUUUGAAGACUUCGUACAGACUGACGACGACGUGACUACCGCCGGAGAAUACACCGACGACGAUAUUGUUCAAAACUAUGUGAGCACGUGUAUAGACGGAAAUGACAGUGAAGAUGAAGACCGCCCAUCACACAUUUUGGAUACAGAGGUGGAAGAUAUUAAAAAAAAACGAGACGCUUUAAAGGCAUUGGAGACGCUUCACAAGUUUUAA
Agrilus planipennis (emerald ash borer) is the source of this 1551-nucleotide messenger RNA. RefSeq names its product tigger transposable element-derived protein 4-like. Gene Ontology annotation, cellular component: nucleus. Gene Ontology annotation, molecular function: DNA binding. The record is from RefSeq and is a predicted model, not a curated record. The transcript has 4 exons. The coding region runs from base 1 to 1551 and encodes 516 amino acids. Lineage: Eukaryota; Metazoa; Arthropoda; Insecta; Coleoptera; Buprestidae.